Fonticula alba is the source of this 3175-nucleotide messenger RNA. RefSeq lists its product as hypothetical. Gene Ontology annotation, molecular function: ATP hydrolysis activity; single-stranded DNA binding; ATP binding. The record is from RefSeq and is a predicted model, not a curated record. Gene Ontology annotation, biological process: DNA replication. NCBI's taxonomy places the organism in Eukaryota, Rotosphaerida, Fonticulaceae. Bases 1 to 3108 code for a protein of 1035 amino acids. The transcript is spliced from 9 exons. Gene Ontology annotation, cellular component: nucleus; MCM complex.
AUGAGCGACUUCCGCCGCUUCCAGGGCGGCACAUCAGACGAUGAUGACGGCGGCGGCGGCGGCGGCGGCCGGGGCGGCCGGGGCGGCGGCCGCGGCGCCAGUCGAUCGAGCAGCAGCUUCUGGCGGAGCCAGCGUGGGCGUGGUCGCGGCGGGCGCGGCGGCGGGCGCGGCGGCUCGGCGUCCGGCGAGACCUUCCGCGCGGCGGCCCCCGGCGACCGCGACCGUGAUGUGCCCGGGGUCAUCCGGUCAUCGUCCUGGCGCGCGCCGGACCCCUCGGCCAGCGGGGCGCUGGCCCCGGCCUCCACCUACCAAGCCGGUGGCCGGGCCCCCAGCCGGGCCCCUGCCCCCAUCACCCCAGGGUCAUUCAUGUAUCGCUUCCAGGUGGCCGUCCCACCGGAUCCGCAAGUUUUGUCCAUUCUCUGGCCGCUCUACCUGGCCGGGACGCCACCCGACCACCCCGGGCCGCACCUCGGCCUGAUCGAGAGUUUUGUCGAGGUCCUCCGGUCGCUGGCCGACACCCUGAUGAGCCGGCUGUCAGACUCGCGGUUCCCGGUCCUCUCGAUCUCCUUCACCUGGCUGUCGCGCGAGUACACCCACACGGCGGAGCGCCUGUCGCGCGGCGCCUCGGCCGGCUUUGAGUCCGCCUCCUCGGCCGCCGAAUUGGGCGCCAUGCCCGAGCGGUCCUUCCGGUCGUUCCUCACCGAGGGCCUUCUGGGUUUGAACCUGGCGGUCAUGGUGCGCGAGCGCCACACGGAUUUGCUCCCGUGCUUGCAUCUGGCCGCGCACUAUGUCCUGCUGGAGCUGCUGAGUCGGGAGUUUGGCCCGAAUGGGGCAGCCGGUGGCGGGGGGCCGGCCACGCAGAUGGCCGGCCCCUGUCCGCCAAUCCCGCGGGACUUCCUGACACAUCUGGGCCCCGGGGGCCGGCCCCUGCCGGCCGGCUCCGUCAGCCAGGAGCACAUCGACUCGCACCACCUGGAGUGGCUGCUGCACUGCAAUGUGCCCUUGCGCGUGUCGCUGCUGGGCUUCCUGCCGGUGACCCUGAUCCAGGACCUGCGUGCAUACUAUGUGGGGAAGUUUGUCUCGGUCCGGGGGACGGUCGUCCGCACGUCCAACAUCAAGCCGGUGGCCCUGUCCGGGGAGUUUUCCUGCGUCAAGUGCCUCGGCCAGCAGGUGGUCCUCUUUACCGAGGGCCGUUUCCAGCCGCCGGCUCGGUGCCUGGGGCGCGGGUGCCGAGGCAAGGUGUUCGAGUUCCUGCGCGACUCGCCGGGGACAACCACCUGCGACUGGCAGCAAAUCAAAAUCCAGGAGCUUCCGCGAGAGGAUGCCGGCGAAACGGCCGACGACGCCAUGGCCGGACGCAUCCCCAAGAACAUUGCCGUCGACCUGCCGCCCUACCUGGUGGACUCCUGCGUGCCGGGCGAUGUGGUCACUGUCACCGGAACCGUGAAGCUGGUCGGCACGGAGGAGAGUGACUCCAGUGGAAGCACCGGGGCGGGCACCGGCGAGGGGUCAAGCUCGCGCAAGCGCAAUCGCAACGCCACCACCUUCUUCCUGUAUCUCGAAGCCCUCGGGGUGGAGAGCUCGCGUGCCAACGAUGCCGGCGACUUGGAACACACGAACAGCACCGCCGACAGCCGAGUCUCUUCGGAUUCUUAUUCCGGCUCGGAUCAGUCCUUCUCCGUGCGAGACCUCUACUCCAUCCGGUACAUCGCUUCGCGUCCGGCCCUCUUUCGGCGCCUGGUCCACUCCAUGUGUCCGGCCAUCCAUGGACAUAGCAUUGUCAAAGCCGGUUUCCUGCUGGCACUGUUCGGCGGCCGGCGCAAGCACACCGGCAACGACGACCGGCUGUCAGUACGCCACGAUUCCCACAUCCUGGUGGUCGGUGAUCCGGGCAUGGGCAAGUCCCAGCUGCUGAAGGCCGUGUCCAGCAUCGCCCCCCGGUCGGUGUACGUCAGCGGCAUCAAUGCCACGUCCACCGGUCUGACGGUGACCCUACACCGGGACCCGGACACCGGCGACUUCGCCCUGGAGGCCGGGGCUCUGGUCCUGGCUGAUCAGGGCAUCUGUUGCAUCGAUGAGUUCGACAAGAUGGGCACCAAUCACCAGGCCCUGCUGGAGGCCAUGGAGCAGCAGAGCAUCAGCAUCGCCAAGGCUGGCAUCUGCUGCACGCUCCCCUCACGCACAAGCAUCCUGGCCGCGGCCAAUCCGAUUGGUGGGCAUUACGACAAAAACAAAACCGUCUCUGAGAACCUCAAACUCUCGAAUGCCAUCCUCUCGCGCUUCGAUCUGAUCUUCAUCCUGCUGGAUACUCCGGACUCCGAGCUGGAUCGGGUCCUUUCGGCCCACGUCAUGUCGCUCCAUAGCGGACUUGGGCCUGGUGAGCGGGCGGAUGCCCGAUCGCCAAGCCAAGGGCAUGGUCAUGUACCCCAGCAGCAACAGCAGCAGCCGCCGCCGCCGCCGCCACAUCCCUCCGCCGCCGCCGGCAAUGCCAUGCCCUCCCGAGCUCCCGGUGAUCUGGAUGCCGAUGCCUUCAUCCGCGACCUUUCAACCGCACCAUCCGGCUUCAGUCCCUUCCCGCCGAAGCUCCUGCGCAAGUACAUCCUCUAUGCGCGGACAUAUGUCUUCCCGACCCUUACCCCCAAGGCGGCCGGCAUUCUGCAGCGCUUUUACUUGGAGCUUCGGUCAAAGUACGCGGCCUACGAUUCCACCCUGAUCACCACGCGUCAGCUGGAGAGCCUUAUUCGCUUGGCGGAGGCCCAUGCGCGCGCGCACCUGCGCGAGUUUGUCCUCGAGGAGGAUGCCCUUGCCGCGACGGCGCUGAUGAAGCACAGUGUCUUCAGUACCCUCGAGGAUGAGCACAACCAGCUGCAAUUCGGCCGCGCACAGCAUGGCACCGGUUCCAGCAACCGCAACGCCCAGCGGCGCUUCCUCUCCCAGUUGGAGAUCCUGGCGUCGGCACGUGGCGAUCACAACUUCACUCGCGGCGAGCUGAUGGACCUGGCCCGCGUUCUCCAAAUCGGGAAUCCAAACUCCUUCAUCGACAACCUAAAUCUGAACGGCUUCCUCCUCUAUCAGGGCAGCAAUCGGUUCCGCCUCUUCACAUCGUAGAACACCCGAGCUCGGACAAUGGCAUUUUUCGUUCUACAAUACCAACCAAUAAAAUGUGUCCUCGGUC